Molecule: messenger RNA, 2670 nt
Organism: Morone saxatilis (striped sea-bass)
Lineage: Eukaryota; Metazoa; Chordata; Actinopteri; Moronidae
Gene: mak16
Product: MAK16 homolog (S. cerevisiae)
Exons: 10
Coding region: 973-1911 (312 amino acids)
Biological process (GO): maturation of LSU-rRNA; maturation of 5.8S rRNA
Cellular component (GO): preribosome, large subunit precursor; nucleolus
Source: RefSeq, a predicted model, not a curated record
AACGCGGUUAUUAACGAGCGCGCGGAGCGGCGGGAGGUUUCCCGCUGUGACGACAGACUGCGGGAGGGUUAACGCAUAAACAUUGAGUAUUACAGUGUGACACCGUGAGUGAACCCGCCGGGCCGCGGGAACUCUCUCACUCAGCGCCAUGUUGAACGUUGUGAUCUUUCUGGUUCAUGAGAAUGAUGAUUGGUGCGUUCACGGACCAUCUGUGAAAGGUGCAGCCCAACCUUGUUACGCUCUGCGCCUCAGCCCGUCUGAUCCUGAACCGGGAGGCUUUAUUAUUAAGUGUUUAAAGUUAUAAAUAUCUGACUGUUAACGUCUGAGUUAAAUUAUUAAAAUGAUAUUAUAAAGAGAAGUUAGAGUAAAACAAACAUGGCGGGGUUGUUUUAUGGCGCAUUAAGGACUUUAUGUGUUAAUAUUUAUGACGGAGUAUUAGGGCCAAACUAAGAGGAAAAUAUAUUUUUUGGGGGGAAAUUACGAGAAUAAAGUAGUAAUUUUAUGAGAUCUGUCAGCCUGUUGGCUCAGCCAGUAAAACUGUUUAACGAUGAAAUGAUCAAUACGUUAGUUUACCUGUUGACUGAGACAAACAGCGGCUGCUGAUUGGUCGAGCUGCUCACGAAGAUCUUGAACUCUAUCGAAGCUUUUCUCAUUAAAACGAUUAUUAUAAUUACAUUCUUGUAUUGUUAUUACUUUAUUCUCGUAACAUUACGACUUUAUUCUUUUUGCUGUGAAACAAACAAUUAAAACUUAAGUGGGCGGGGCAAUCAUCAACCAAGUAUCGCGAUACUUCCUCGCGUUGCCUUCACGGCUCCGAGAUCUGGUCCAUGCAAACAAAGAUGGUGUCUCCCUGAGCGUCCAUGUGGCUCACUGUGACAGACAGUUAGUCUCUAUUAGUUCUUUAGUUCUUUAACUGGUUCAAACAGAAACAGUCGGCAGUGAAGCUUCUUUCAGCUCCGAGACAAACUCACGAUGCAGCACGAUGACGUGAUCUGGGAUAUUAUUGGGAACAAACAGUUCUGCUCCUUCAAAGUCAAGACGAAGAGUCAGGGCUUCUGCCGCAAUGAGUACAACAUCACGGGGUUGUGUAACCGCUCGUCGUGUCCGCUGGCCAACAGCCAGUACGCCACCAUCAGAGAGGAGAAAGGUCAGUGUUUCCUCUACAUGAAGGUGAUCGAGAGAGCAGCGUUUCCUGCCAAGAUGUGGGAGAAGGUGAAGCUCAGUAAGAACUACGAGAAAGCUCUGGAACAGAUCGAUGAGAAUUUGAUCUACUGGCCUCGAUUCAUCCGACACAAAUGCAAACAGCGCUUCACCAAAAUCACCCAGUACCUGAUCCGCAUGAGGAAACUGGUCCUCAAGAGACAGAGGAAGCUGGUUCCUCUCAGCAGGAAGGUGGAGAGGAGGGAGAAGAGGAAAGAGGAGAAAGCUCUGAUCGCCGCUCAGCUGGACAACGCCAUCGAGAAGGAGCUGCUGGAGAGACUCAAACAGGGAACGUACGGAGACAUCUACAACUUCCCGGUCCACGCCUUCGACAGAGCUCUGGAGCAGCAGGACGCGGACAGCGAGUCGGAGUCGGAGGAAGAGGAAGAGGAGGUGGAUGACGAGGACGUCGGGAAGAGAGAGUUUGUAGCCGACGAAGAGGUGGAGGAGAGCGACCUGAGCGACUUCGAGGAAAUGAACAAACUGAGGACGAGCAGCGACGAGGAGGACCAGGACGAGGAAGAGGAGGAGUCCAGUGAGGAGGAAGAAGAAGAUGAAGAGGAGGAGGAAGAGAUGGAGACGAAAACAAAGGCGUCCCGGUCUAAAGGCAAAUCUCCAGCUAACGGCUCGGUGGCGAGGAAGAAGCGGGCGUACGUGGAGAUCGAGUACGAGCAGGAGACGGAGCCCGCCUCCAAGAGCAGAACCACGUAGUGAUGUCACAGCUGCUGCCGCCAAUCAAACUGUGAGCGGCCAGUGAGGUCAGCGGACUCUCUGCUGAGGACACGCCCCCUCCGUCGGUUCUCCGUCAGUCUUUCUGAAACUCUGUUCAUGUUUUAAUAAAGCUUUCUGAGCUCGGACGGACGUUGGAGUUCGUCUCCGCAGCCGAACCUUUUCUCCGCUCUGACCCCGAACUCCCACCGGGCUUCACAACGCUGCAGUUUGGUUCUGUGAUGCAGAUUGAGAACUCUUCCUGCCAUACGUUGUUGUUUGUGUGUUUCUCUGCUCUGUUGAUGUGUGAAAUUCAAGUCUGCACACUAUUUUAUUUUGAAAAUUUACCAGAUUCUCUGUGGCCUUCCUGAUGAAAGUGGGUCGCGGCUUUUUCAAAAUAAAAUACCCAGUGCAGACUCAACGUCAGUCAGGAGAUUUGACUCCACAGAUGACAGGAAGUGUUGGAAGAUACGGUGGCGUUCACAGAUUCUUUUUUUACUCACUGAACAUUAAACAGAAUCAUGUUUCAGCUUUUCAGAAAGUCUGACGAGAGAAUCUUUACACACCGUUCAUACAGAGACAUUUUCUAUGUUGGAGAUACGGGACGGAGCUGACCUGAAAUCAGAUCUGCUCUGCAUAAAUCACCCAAAGUGACUUUAACUCUGCUUCUGCUUAAAAAAAACCUGCUUUGUUCUGUCUGUUUUGUUAAAUAUUAAAUGUGUAAAUGAACAAACGUCAAUAAAUCAACUUUGGAAAAAAAGA